Antechinus flavipes (yellow-footed antechinus) is the source of this 960-nucleotide messenger RNA. RefSeq names its product olfactory receptor 10AG1-like. Gene Ontology annotation, biological process: G protein-coupled receptor signaling pathway. Gene Ontology annotation, molecular function: olfactory receptor activity; G protein-coupled receptor activity. The coding region runs from base 25 to 960 and encodes 311 amino acids. Gene Ontology annotation, cellular component: membrane. The record is from RefSeq and is a predicted model, not a curated record. NCBI's taxonomy places the organism in Eukaryota, Metazoa, Chordata, Mammalia, Dasyuromorphia, Dasyuridae. The transcript has a single exon.
CCACAACCAAAAGAAAUUGACCAAAUGGAAAGGAGUAAUGUUACAUUAGUGAUGGAAUUCAUCCUCUUGGGAUUUGGUGACCUUCCCAACUUCCAACAUCUUCUAUUUGGAAUUUUCCUAGUCAUCUAUUUGUGUAUACUUAUAGGAAAUGGUCUCCUCAUUGUCAUUACUAAGACCAAUCCGGCUCUUCAAACCCCCAUGUACUUUUUUCUUGGACAUUUUUCCUUCUUGGAAAUUUGUUACACAUCAGUUACUUUCCCUAGAAUGCUGAAAGACCUUUGGACUCAGAAGGGAAACAUUCCAUUCCUAUCCUGUGCUAUGCAAAUUUGCUUUCUUUAUAUUCUAGGAGCUGCAGAAUGCUUACUUCUGGCUGUGAUGGCUUAUGACAGAUAUGUGGCCAUCUGUAAGCCACUUUACUAUUCUCUCAUCAUGAAUCACAGGGUAUGUGUCCAACUUGUUAUUGCUUCCUGGAUAACUGGGACUCCAGUCCAGAUAGGACUCACAUGCCAGAUUUUCUCUCUGAAUUUUUGUGGGCCUAAUAAACUCAAUCAUAUUUUCUGUGAUGCUCCACCAUUACUGGAAGUUGCCUGUGGGGACACAUAUCAGAAAGAGCUCUCUGUUCAUUUUACUGCUCUCUUUUUUGUCAUGAUUCCCUUUCUGUUGAUAUCUAUAUCCUAUAUCAAAAUCAUAGCCACCAUCCUGAAGCUGCCAACAACCUCAGGGAAAUCCAAAGCCUUCUCUACUUGUUCUUCUCACCUCAUGGUUGUAGGUUUAUUCUAUGGUUCUGCAAGUAUUGUGUAUUUGCGACCCAAAUCCAGUCAUUCAGCGAAAUCUGACAAGGUCUUUUCUCUCUUCUAUACUAUUGUGACUCCAAUGUUAAACCCUUUGAUAUAUAGCCUGAGGAAUAAGGAUGUAAUUGCUGCAAUAAGGAAAAUCCUUCAAAGGUGUCAUGAUUCAUGA